AUUUUUUUUGUUCACGUCAGUAAAAUGCGCCACCAUCGAGACGGAGCAAAUGCGUCAUCAAGAAGCGUCGAUGUAGAUAGUAAAUGAUAACAGCAUGGCAUCAGUUUAGGCUCGUUAGGGUGUUUUAUUAGUUAUUUUAUCGUUUUUCUUUCGGUAUUAUUGAUAUUUAGAUGUUUUAUUGCUGUAAAAGCAAGCUUUAGUCAUGUGUCAGGUUGAAGAAGAAUACGAAAGACACCUAGAAAAAAAGUCUCAGCCUGCAGUUUCAAAGAAAUGCAUGAAGUGCAAAGAUUUCACCGCAGUGCUCAUCAUCCGAGUGGGAGAUGCUUUCUGCAGGGGCUGCUUCAAGGAGUACUUCAUACAUAAAUUCCGAGCCAUGCUUGGGAAGAAUCGUGUCAUCUUUCCUGGAGAGAAGGUGCUGCUGGCUGUUUCUGGAGGACCAGCAUCCAGCUGCAUGCUAGCGCAAGUUCAAGAGGGCUUAAGUAGGGACGCACCCAAGAAGUUAAGAUUCAUGCCAGGCAUUAUCUACAUAGAUGAAAGUGGUGUGUGUGGUCAGAAUGCUGAGGAGAGGGAGAAGGCUGUAGUUCAGUUGGAGAGCAUUUUCAGAAAGACUGGAUUUCCGUACUACAUCGUCCCACUGGAGCAGGUCUUUACUCUGCCAGAUUCAGUACUUGAGCCUGUGUGUGGUCGUGAGCAGCCCUGUUCCAGCACCAGCUACAAAGCAGCAGUGGAUCAGCACAUUCGGCGUGAGGUAACCCGCUGUCAUGGGGAGGCUGCAGUGGAGGAAUCCAAGGAUGCGUUAGGCCGACUUUGCCUGCAGACCUUCGCAUACAAACCUGAACACAAACUGGCUUUAGAGGGACUUUUCUCAUCUUUAAAAACCUUAACAGCCAAACUGGACAUGCUGCACACACUGAGGCAGCACCUGAUACUGUACAUUGCCCGGAUAAACGGCUAUUCUAAGGUGAUGAUGGGAGACAGCUGUACACGUCUGGCCAUUAAGCUGCUCACGAACAUCUCCCUGGGACGAGGGGCAGCUCUGUCUGCUGAUACGGCUUUCUCAGACUCUCGGUACGGUGAUGUGGUGAACCUGCGCCCCAUGAGGGAUUACUCCUCCAAAGAAAUCAGCUUCUAUAACAGGCUGUUUGCAGUGCAGUCUGUUUUCAUCCCAGGAUUGGACACUAAGACUGCUGAUAAAGCGAGUAUCCAGCGACUGACUGAGAGUUUUGUGGUUAAACUCCAGGCUGACUUUCCCUCCACCGUCAGCACUGUGUACAGAACAAGUGAGAAGCUGCACACAGCGUGUCCUCCUCAGAGCUCCAGCACAGAAGCUGCUGCUAAGUGCCUCCUCUGCCUCUGUUCGCUCGACACCAAAGCAGAAGAGGCCACUGCGUUUCAUGCCACACUGAUGUCAGAGCAGCUGUCCCGCCGUACGCUGGAGGAAAAAGGCCAGAGUGAUGUGGGCUGUUGUCAGGGACAGAAUCAAGCUUGUGGGGAUGGUGGUUGCUGCUCUACAUCCAGGGUUCCUGUAGCUACAGACCUGAAGAGUCUCCUGUGUUAUAGCUGCAGACUGACUGUUAAAGACAUGACAGCGCUGGACUCCUUGCCUCCGUAUAUAACAUCUGAGGCAGAGAAACGCCAGAGAAGGGCUACGAUGAAGACGGAAAUCAGCGAGUUCCUAUUAGAAGACGACGGAGCAGAUGACGAGUAGCAGAUCAGGCGGAGCUUCAGUGCCCCACACCAUCAGGAACCAUUUGACAUUUUAACCACAUGGAUAGAUAUCUUUACAGCAGAGCUUUUUAUUUAACUACACAACCACUUCCAUUUUAGCAAAUUUAUUUUGUUGACAAAUAAAAUGCACUUCCAGUUUUUUCUGACUGCAUCUAAUAAAAGUACAUGAUGUUUUAUUGA
Molecule: messenger RNA, 1908 nt
Organism: Tachysurus fulvidraco (yellow catfish)
Lineage: Eukaryota; Metazoa; Chordata; Actinopteri; Siluriformes; Bagridae
Gene: ctu2
Product: cytosolic thiouridylase subunit 2 homolog (S. pombe)
Exons: 15
Coding region: 203-1708 (501 amino acids)
Biological process (GO): tRNA wobble position uridine thiolation
Cellular component (GO): cytosol
Molecular function (GO): tRNA binding; sulfurtransferase activity
Source: RefSeq, a predicted model, not a curated record